This is a messenger RNA of Panthera uncia (snow leopard), 3789 nucleotides long. It is a transcript of the gene SYT14, whose product is annotated as synaptotagmin 14. The transcript is spliced from 6 exons. The record is from RefSeq and is a predicted model, not a curated record. NCBI's taxonomy places the organism in Eukaryota, Metazoa, Chordata, Mammalia, Carnivora, Felidae. The coding region runs from base 536 to 2908 and encodes 790 amino acids.
UGCAUCUGGUAGCCAUUCAGCAGAUGUUCACCCUCUGCUCUCUCCUCUAUUGUAACCUCUGUGCAAAUUGUGUAGGUAUUUUCCCUAUAAUAUAUUUGUUAGUUUGAAAUGAUAUUGCUAGUUUGUUAAUAAUAUAGGGUAGUUCCCCUGCAUAGACUAUUAAUAAAUAAACUAAAAGUCCAUAAUAAAAAUCCUUUUUAUACUUCUUCUUGCAGGUAUAGAAUAAAAACCGAUAGUGUUUGAGGGGAAAUUAUUGUCUUGCUGCUGUUAUGAUAGCUAUGGAGUGGGAAAAAAUUUCAUUACAUUUAAGACAAGUGGUUUGAUUUUUUUUUUUUUGGAAGAGUCUUUGCUUCAACAUAUUUCUUUCAAUGCAUAAUGCAUUUACAGAAAGAUUAAACGCUACAAUGCAAAAUAAUAAUAUUGAGCUCAUGAGUAACAACAUUUAAGUAAAUUUUAAAUUCACAUUCCAAAGUGGUUGAUACUUCGGGAAGAGAAAAGUCCAUUAUUGCAUCUGUUAGGAAUAAAGAAUUAGAAAAUGGCAUUUUUCAAAAAUUUCCAGCAGAAUCUGCCCUCAGUGUCUUCUCUGGUGGACACAAUCAGUAAUGCUGUAGAAGAUUUGACUGCUGCUGUUGGAGAAGUCAGCUAUGCUUUCACUGACUCAGUGGCUGAGCAGGUAACCAGUAUGAUCAGUGGCUUCCGCCCAGAAGAAGAAAGCUCUGCAGUAGCAGAAGCUGUAGAUACUGCUAAGCCAGGAACUGCCACGUCACCACAAGUCUCCAAAGACAAUAAUUGUCAGAAAACACAGUCUAGUUUAGAGCACAGAGCAAAUCAGAUCAGUUGUGACAAUACUUCAGUUUCACAAAAGCAAGAGCAAGGGAUAAACGAAGAAAGAAUUUUUAAACGUGUUAAUGAUAGGCAACAGACUCUGUCCAAAUACCAAGAAAGUAACAAUGCUGGUGGUGAUUCUUCUUUGAAAGGGCACCUGAGUGAUGGAGGGGUAUCAAUUAUCAAACAGAAUGCAAGGGCUAUACCUGCUUGUCAAGAACUUGAAAGUACUGACAGAUAUAAAAAAAAUGGAUUAGGAAUUCCUGAUGAUGGUAAGAAUGAUUUAAAGGAGGUAAGAGAUCAAGAAAUGAAAGAAAAUCAUUUAAAGAAGACUGAAAAAUGUAUUAAAAGUAAAGGAUCCAAAGGGAAUGAGUGGUCAGGAAAUGAGUGUUCUCCAAAAGAUAUUUUGGCAAGCAACAGACAUACGAUACAGAAACCCAUCAUGAAAGAAGACAUAUAUCCAGCACCAUCAGCAAAUUCCGAAGAUAAGUUACACGGAAAACACAAAGAACAAAUAAAUCCAACAACAUGUUACAAAGUGAAAGGAGACAUAAAAACAAAGCAAAAUGAAGCCAUUUCUGCCAACAAAGGAACAGCAAAGAGUAAAGAUGAAAAAUAUUCUAAGAUAAUACCAAGAAAAGAUAAUUCCUACAUGGACAAAGAUGAGCACGGUUCAUCCUCUGAAAGUGAAGACGAAGCGCUGGGUAAAUACCAUGAGGCCUUGUCCAGAACACACAAUUCCAGACUUCCGUUGGCAGAUUCGAGACAAAAGAACUACGCUUGGGAAACAAGACAGAAGUACAGUCCUCUGUCUGCGGAGUAUGACGGCUACAGUAGUGAGGCAUCGAUAGAUGAAGGAAACUGCAUUCAGAGAAUGAGAAGAACACCCCCACUGGAUGAAUUGCAGCCACCACCAUAUCAGGAUGACAGUGGUUCUCCCCAUCUCUCAUGUACGCCCUCAGAAAUUGGGGACAGUAAAUGUGAAUUUUCCCACUGCAGCAACAGUCCACGAUGCUCAUAUAACAAGUGCCCAAGUGAAGGAAGCACAGGUCACGAAAUAGAAAGUUUUCAUAAUAAAGGAUAUGAAGAAGACGUUCCAAGUGACAGCACUGCAGUCCUGAGCCCAGAAGAUAUGUCAGCUCAAGGAUCAUCUUCACAGCUUCCCAAACCUUUUGAUCCUGAGCCAGAAGCUAAAUAUGGCACACUGGAUGUGACUUUUGACUAUGACUCACAAGAACAGAAGCUUCUGGUAACAGUGACAGCUGUCACCGAUAUCCCAACAUAUAACAGGACAGGUGGCAACUCAUGGCAAGUACACCUUGUUCUUCUACCUAUAAAGAAGCAGAGAGCAAAAACCAGCAUCCAGAGAGGACCAUGCCCUGUCUUCACAGAGACAUUCAAGUUCAAUCAUGUUGAAUCUGAGAUGAUUGGAAAUUACGCAGUUCGGUUUAGACUAUAUGGUGUACACCGUAUGAAAAAGGAAAAGAUUGUGGGGGAAAAGAUUUUUUAUUUGACGAAAUUGAAUCUUCAAGGGAAAAUGUCACUACCUGUGAUAUUGGAACCUUCUUACAAUCAUUCUGGCUGUGACUCCCAAAUGAGCAUGUCAGAAAUGUCCUGUAGCGAAAGUACAUCCUCAUGCCAGUCUCUUGAACAUGGCUCCGUUCCAGAAAUCCUCAUUGGCCUGCUUUACAAUGCCACAACUGGCAGACUAUCAGCAGAAGUGAUAAAAGGCAGCCACUUCAAAAACUUGGCAGCAAACAGACCACCCAAUACGUACGUUAAAUUAACUCUCCUGAAUUCCAUGGGUCAAGAGAUGUCCAAAUGCAAGACAUCCAUCCGCAGAGGGCAGCCUAAUCCAGUAUACAAGGAAACAUUUGUUUUUCAAGUGGCCCUGUUUCAACUUUCUGAUGUGACACUCAUACUGUCUGUGUAUAACAAACGCAGCAUGAAAAGGAAAGAGAUGAUAGGCUGGAUUUCUUUAGGUCUGAACAGCUCUGGAGAAGAGGAGCUCAAUCACUGGACUGAAAUGAAAGAGUCGAAGGGACAGCAAGUGUGUAGAUGGCAUGCGUUACUAGAGUCAUGAUGAAUAGGAUAAACAAGCAAUUACAGUCCAAGGCAGCAUUAUUUCUGAUUGCAGCGUUACUGUUUUUACCUAGUCACCAUUAGAAGAGCUGUUCUUUGAAGCGUCAUCCUCAACCUUCUACCAGAAUGCUUUAAAUUCUGUGGAAAGAGCAUCUAAUCCUGACAUAAAGGAAGAAAAGAUGUGUCUCUGGUAGAGCUUGUUUGGGAAAUGAGAAACUUACAUCAUCACAGUUAACAGUUCUCCAGAGUUUUAAGAACAUGCUUUUGGUUUGAAGUUAAUUUCACUUUAGCAAAGAGCCAGGACUUUCAUGAAAAAUCAAAAUUGUAACCGAUUUUUUAAAAUCAGAAUCCUUAGUUGCAACACUGUUGUAGUGUCCUCUCCCCCCGCCGCCCCCGCCCCCACAAACGCUAACCAGGAAACACGUAUUUUGACUGGCUUGUCCCUGGGGUUGGUAAUGUUCUUUAAUCUGAAGAAGUACGUCUCCGGCUCUGUCAUGAGGCAUAUCUAACGGCGAAGGGUUUCGAUUACAUAGAAAACACUUUCAUUUCAGAUAUUUUUCCUUUGUGCACUUAGUUUCCUUGUGCCUCAGUUCUUCUUAAUAGCACUAAAUCUUAAGUGCAAGCGAGUCUUCAUUUUCAUAAAGGAAUUUUUUUUAUAUGUCACUUUGGAAAAAAAGCUCAUUUCUUCAUUUGCCUCUGCUUUUGCCUGAUCCAAAGAGACCCAGUCCCUGUACUGGUCCCUUGCAAGUCUUUUAGACAGGUUGUCCUGUAGAACUACGUAACUUUCUGUUGAAAGCACUUUCUGUAUUCCUGUAUUCCAAUGUAGGAAGCUAAUAGAGCAGGACUUUAACAUUUCUUUCCACAACUGACUCUUUAAAAUUG